UGCAAAUCAUACGAAGCAAAAAUGGCGGAGACCAUACAACCGUUCGUGAAGUUUGUUUCGAGAAAAAUCAACAAAAUAAGAUGGCAGCCGAGUCAAAAUCAGAUGUUACAAUGUUCAGACACAUUUGUUACAGGUAGCUGGGACGACAAGGAAAACAAAAUAUCUCUGUGGUAUUUGGGGCCGCAGACACAGAACUCUGUGGAAUAUGACGAGGGAGGGGGACUGGAGCCUACACUGAAGUGUGAGAUAACCCACAACGGAGAUGUCACAGGACUAGAGUAUAUUGGAUCUGAUGAGAUAGUGGCCUCUUCGUCAACAGGGACAGUGACUUUAUACAAAUACCACACUGCCUCUCAGACAUUAGGAAUAACAAAUAAGUGGGAGAAGCUUCAUCACCAUGGCAACCAUUUAUGUCCCUGCACAUGUCUAGCUGUGCGAGAUAAAACUAUAGUCACCUCAGGAGAAGAUGGGAGACUUGUGAUACUUAAUGCAGAACAAAAGUCACCUCAACGAGUCAUAGAAAAAGCAGACAGUUCAACUAUCAACAAUGUUAUAUUCCUGAAACACACAGAAAUCAUAACUGUCAACUCGUCAGGGCAACUGAAGACCUUUGACCUCCGAUCGAAUUCAGAUGCCCCCUCACAGACCCUCUCAGUGAGUGGGGAGUUGACCUCUUUGCACUGUGUGGACAGACACCCAGGACAGCCCCACAUUGUGGCCACAGGAAGUCGUGAUGGGGUGCUGGGGAUCUGGGAUCUUAGACAGGAGGGAUCCCCCGUCUCUCUCCUAGAGGCCCACAGUGGUCCCAUGUGGGAAGUCAAAUUCCACAAGACAAACUCAGACCACCUGUUCACUUGCUCAGAAGAUGGCGCUGUGUGGCACUGGGACUCCUCAUUGGUUGGUUCUAGUCACAUGGUACAAACACAACUCACAGGUACAGGUGCUGGUUCUGGUGGAGCGAAUUUCUCCGUUAAUCCCUCAUUCCAGUUUGGAGGAAGUGAGACAGUUAACAAGUGGCUGUGUACAGACAACAGUAAAAUGGAGAUCAAUUCUCUAAUCGACGACAACAUUCUCCCUGUAAACUCCAUAGACAUUGAAUCACAGACUCUCUUAUGUGGAACUGACUCGGAGUCCAUCAUAACUAUAAAUCUACCCUCACUUAGGUAGUAUUGGUGGGAAGAUCUAGAGUGUAAAUAAAUGGAGUGGAUCUAGGAAUUUAGAGAGAGAGUUGGAAUUGAGGUGUAAAUAGAGACGAGAAUCAAAGAAUUUAUGACAAAGAUCAUGGAUACUUACCCACAGCUAUCACAGAUGGAUACUAAGAGAGCGAGAGUCAUUCAAGGAGUGCCUGAUGUAGAUAAAUAUAGGGAAUAAAGAUAUGUUAUUUCUAUGCUUACACUUCAGCUUGAUCAAUACUAGUGUAAGAUUAGGGAUGGAUUGUGUUUGGUUUGUAAAGUGGUUUGUAAAGUGCUAACAUGAGGGUAAGAUACAGAAAAGGCAUAUGUGUAAAAAUCAUUAACUAAUUAGUGCAUAAGAUUUUGGAUGUAUGUCAAGUGCAGUGCAUGUGUGACCUUCUUAUACAUGUAUGCCAAAUGUUAUGGAGAAAUGAAGGACCUGAAUGUGGGUGGGGUAUUAUGUGUGUGUUGUUGUCAGUUUAAGGCCUGUGUACAUGUACAAUGUACAUUUAUGUAAAGGCAUUUCAACAAUGUUCAAGAAAAUGUAAAUUGUACCAUAAUGGAAGGCUGAUGCAUUGUCUUAAUGGUAUAAUAUAAAUGUGUAAAAAUAGAUAUCUUCUACUGUAAAUCACUUUUUAUUCCCAAGAACUUUAUUUUCGCGUAAUUAGGUGAGACUGUCUUCUUGCAAAAAUUUCAUUUUCGCAUAUGUUUUAUUAUGAAGGAUUAAACAAUAAGCAUGAUAAGCUGAAUUUAUUACAAGUUUGUCUCAAUAAAAAAAUACUGUAUGACUUUCUUGCAAAAAUAAGGUGGUGGUUUGAAAAUUGGGUGAUCUACAGUAUUAAAUUUCCAAAGCCUUGUGUGAAUAACUACCACAUGCAAAUGCGUAUAGGUCUACAGCUCAGAAUAUUAUUGUAUUGCAUUCCGGGUAAUUACAUUUUAUGUAAAUAAAUUGAUCUGAUUUUGGAGUAAUGGUUGUUUUACGAUUCAUAAUUCAGGUUUUUUUUCGGGGUUCUCCAUGGGCCGUUGAACGUGGCGGCCCCGCCAUAGUUAAAUUCCUUUGCGCCACAGUUAAAAAAUCAGCGCCAUAGUUCCGCCACAGUUAAAAUAUUAGCGCCACAGUAAGAUCGUCCUCGUCAGUAAGAUAGCUAUAUAAAUUUAUAAACCAAAUAAUCCUUCAAAUUAUGUACCGUUUUUCAGUUUCUAAUGCUAAACCGUUAAUUUACUCUAAUUAGGGCCCAUUGUUUGGCUUGCACAAGCAAUUAUCUUCUAGACCUCGCUGGACACUUGAAUGAAAAGAAACAAGCCAUUUUUUCCACACAUUUCACGUUAAUUGUAAAUGAAAUUUUUGAAUAUUAAUUAACUUAUGUUUCAAUACUUCUACAGAUAACCACGUCUGUGUGUCAAACAUCGCACGUUUAUCGUAAUAUGUAUUUUUGCAAUGUUGAAAAAUUAACGAGAGAUCCAACAAAAUAUUAUUUUAUGACUCUGAACUGCUGCUUAAGUAUUUUUUAAUUCACAAAUUUUAAGAUAUUUCAGUCUUCAGACUGAGAAUUGCAAAUUUAUAUAGAUGUUAGAGUGAUUGUGUAACUUACCAGAAUUUCCUCUGUUCUCUAAUGAACACUAUAUAAUUUACUUCUGUAAACUUUUUUUAAAGAGGGUUUAAUGCUUUGAGCUUGUUGUUACUGGUACUUUUAUUUUCAGAUUUAUAAGGUAAUAUUUGUUUAUUUAUAAGUACGUAUGUGUUUGGAAAGGGGGGGGGGGCUUUUUCACAGUAUGCAUUAUAAAUUUUGGGAACAUCCUAAUUUUUGUUUUACACUAUGUUUAAUCGAUAUCGUUUAAUUACAUUUAUUAUUAAAUUUAAUAAUAAUAAUAAUGCCAAAUAAUAAAUAUCAUUUGUAUAUUAAACUAUUGAUUCAUUGGGGUUGUGUGUUUUUAAUUUUUAAUUUCGUGCUUCCUUCGCGAAUUCGGUCGCAAAUUGAACGAAAAUAUUAGCACUUCGCAUAAGUCUUGCACCACAGUUAAAUUUGAAAUGAUGGAGAACCCUGUUUUUGUAUGAAUGAUUCUCAAAAAGUAAUAUGAUUUUUCUUUAAUCUUUCAUGUCAGUAAAGAGAACUUGAUUUAUACUGCUCUUGACACAUUAAAAAAAAAUUUACCUUGAUUUAAAUCUUGGUCAAUUAUAAAAUGUAAACAUUGUUUUGAUUGUGAUUAAAGAAUCUAUAAUUUUAAGGCUUUAUAGGUACAUUCAUAAUAUAUAUUUGUAGACAACAUGAGGUAGGCAAUCUUGUAUCUGACAGAGAUUUGUUCUAAAUUACAUAAAAUAAUAUUUUAUAUGUACAAAAUUAUGCAAGUCCUAGUUCAAGCAGUGCUCCCCUUAUGUAAGUUGCAGUUGUUUGUAUCUCUAAGUAAAUUGGUGCAUCUUUCAUUCUGAUUGUAUCUCUAAGUAAAUUGGUGCAUCUUUCGUUCUGAUCAUUGUAAAGACAUUAUUUCUAACUGUGACCUGCAAACUAUAUCUUGUACAAAACAUUUUUAAUUGCUAGAACAAAGUUCUGAAGAUUGUGAAUGUUAUGUAAUGUUGUUUGUAAUGUCAAAUAAAAUUGUUUUACCAAAAACA
Messenger RNA from Saccostrea echinata, 3783 nucleotides. RefSeq names its product nucleoporin Nup43-like. Lineage: Eukaryota; Metazoa; Mollusca; Bivalvia; Ostreida; Ostreidae. The coding region runs from base 22 to 1167 and encodes 381 amino acids. Gene Ontology annotation, molecular function: protein binding. The transcript has 8 exons. Gene Ontology annotation, cellular component: nuclear pore outer ring. The record is from RefSeq and is a predicted model, not a curated record.